Messenger RNA from Caenorhabditis angaria, 1376 nucleotides. Lineage: Eukaryota; Metazoa; Nematoda; Chromadorea; Rhabditida; Rhabditidae. The record is from the annotation of a GenBank genome assembly.
AUGAUCACAUCAAUCUCAAUUUUCCACAAAAGUAUCUCGAUUAUUUUGUAUUUCGCUAAUUUUUGGGAUGUUGCGGGAGGAAUCGGAAGAUUUUAUAUACUUUUGGUGCAAUUACGAUUUCUGGAUGUCUCCUCGAAUAUUUUAUUUUUUGCAAGUAUUGUUCGACUCGAAUUUUACGCCAAUGUUAUUGUUUGUAUUCCAGUUGUGGUUAUUGAAAGGUAAGAUUUUUUUGAAAUGAAAAUUUUAAGAUUUCUGUUCAAUUUCCAGAAUCUUUGCCACAUACUUCGUCUCAGAUUACGAAAAAAAUCAACGUCUUUGGAUGUCUCUAAUCUAUCUUCCUCUAAUUUUUCUCAUUUCUCAAUUCCUAGUUAUUCCUUGUAUUUUCUAUCGACCUCCCUUAUUUUGGCCAAUUCUUGCUUUUGCAAUUAUAACUAUCGGAUCUUUUAUUGCUCUCAAUUUUUUGUAUUCGAUAAAUUUGGCCAAGUUAGAACAUCUCAAAAAGAAUCAAUUAUUUUACACGUUGAGUAGGAAAUAUCAAAUUGAGGAGAAUUUGAAGGUUAUGUGGGUGAGGAAAAAAAAACGAAUUUGAAAACUACCAAAUAUGCGCCAGGGAUUUAAUGCUGGCGUGUUUUUUGUAGAACGGAAAACUGUGCAUUUUUUGUUACUAAAUUUGCGUCAAUGAUUUUUGCUGGCACAUUUCUGGAAGCCUCAAAAUCACUGAAGUUCCAGGAUUUUGAAAAAUGCGUCAGCGAAACUUAACUGACGUCUUUUGGGUAGACCCAAAUUACACGGUUUUAGAGACUACAAAAUUUGCGUCAGCUCCAAAAUGAUGAUUUUUGAGGGUACAAAAUGAACGCCAGACAACUUAUGCUGGCGCGAAUUUUGUAGCUAAUUAUCAGUUUUUACGAUUUUUUGCUGACGUAUUUUCGGUAGCCUAGAAUUCUCCAAAACGAAAACUGCGUCAACAACUCUUUGCUGACACAUAUUUUGUAGUUCAAACUUCAAAAUUUACAGUACCUGCGCGGGAUGGGUUUCCAAUUCAUCGGCCUCAAUUCAAUAUUGAUUUUUGUCAUCAUUUUUCCAUGGUCCACAGUUUUUUCAACCGAAUACUCAUUUUUCGAUAUAAUGUGGCUUCUAGAUCCUGCGAUUGCUGUGUAAGUUCGGAAAAUUUCAGGCUGAAAAUCACCAAAAUUUCCAGUGCAUUCAUCUUCUUUCCAAUCGGCAAAUUCGUCGCGCUCCACAAAUUAAAAAACCCCGCCUUUUUGCGAAAAUGCUUUCUGACUCGAAAAAUCCAACCAAUUCGACGGAAACCCGAAAAAGUGCCAGAUCAUGAAUCCAAUAUUUAUUUUCAACAGUUACAAAAUUCAUGGAAAUAG